Molecule: messenger RNA, 1400 nt
Organism: Leguminivora glycinivorella
Lineage: Eukaryota; Metazoa; Arthropoda; Insecta; Lepidoptera; Tortricidae
Product: protein PRY1-like
Exons: 2
Coding region: 133-1194 (353 amino acids)
Cellular component (GO): extracellular region
Source: RefSeq, a predicted model, not a curated record
GAACUUGACGCCAACGAGGAUAAUAACAUAACUGGGCCACAACAAUUGGCCAGGAUCUCUGGUGACACGACAGGCAUUACACGUCUAGUCGCAUUAUUAAUUUACUGGACAGUGCCCGGGACCCGUAGAAAAAUGAGUAAAUUGUUCAGCUCAAAAUCCAAUGAUUUUGAAAAUGAAGCUUUGGCGGUUCACAAUGACUACCGAAGAGAACAUGGAGCUCCGGCUCUUACAUUGAAUAAAGAUAUAUGUAAAACAAGCCAAAAAUGGGCCGAAGAACUCGCAAAAAAAGAUCAUAUGCAAUAUAGCCUCCAUGAAGAGUAUGGGGAAAACGUGUAUUGUGGCUGGUCUCAUGAUCCCAACAUAAAAAUAAGAGCACGUGACUGUAUUGACAAAUGGUAUAGCGAAAUAAAUGAUUAUUCAUUUGGCAAGGAACCGGAAGUGUUAACCUGUGGCCAUUUUACCCAGAUUAUCUGGAAAAACACAAAGGAACUAGGCAUUGGAAGUGCUAAGAGUAAGUCCGGUAAACUUUACGUAGUGGCACAUUACUUUCCCCCAGGAAAUAUAAGUAAUCAAUUCGUUAAAAAUGUUUUACCUCCAGGCGCUUUACAAUUUAAAUCAAAUAUAGUGCCAGUGGGCGGCUCUGCGAGAAAUUCUAGUACAUCACCACUACCUAGCCACAGAAAUAGCAAAAAUCUUGGUGAUAUUGCGUCGGAUUUAGUCAGUAAAUUUAAAAGUACCUCUGUAUCUGGUGAUAAAUUUGAAGAAGAGUUUUUGGCAGCCCAUAAUUUGUACAGAAAAAAACAUGGUGUCCCUCCCCUGGAACUAAGUAAAAAACUGAGCAAAUUUGCCGAGGAAUGGGCCAAGACUUUGGUUAAAAAGGGUCGAAUGGAACAUAGGGAUCAACAGGAUUAUGGAGAAAAUAUCUUCUAUGCUUGGUCUUCGGAUCCCGACUUCGUCGUAAGUGGGAAAGACCCGGUAGAGAAGUGGUAUAGUGAAAUAAAAGAUCACCGUUUUGGCAGAGAACCUUCCGACUUGGGUUCUGGGCAUUUUACGCAAGUUGUAUGGGAAGAUAGCAAAGAAGUAGGAGUCGGCAUGGCGAGGUCGAAAGACGGUCAUGUAUAUGUCGUGGCAAACUACAGUCCGCCGGGUAAUAUAAUGGGUAGCUUUACUAAAAAAGUGCGCCCGCCCUUGUAAUCCUUUAUUUUUUACUAAACGUGUAUUGUGUAUCAUAAUUUAAAUUACUGUGUAAAAACUAUCCAUCCAGUCUCUAUUUGUGAGUUCCUAUAAUUGGCUCUGUAUUGCUAUUCUAAAUUUAUAUUGUAUCAUUCAUAGCUGUUGGAAUUCCUUGUAUAAAUAAAAAAAUAAAUAAAUAAAUAAACCAAUGUAAUUUAUAAAAAUUC